Argentina anserina (silverweed cinquefoil) is the source of this 1010-nucleotide messenger RNA. RefSeq lists its product as uncharacterized. The record is from RefSeq and is a predicted model, not a curated record. Lineage: Eukaryota; Viridiplantae; Streptophyta; Magnoliopsida; Rosales; Rosaceae. Bases 31 to 891 code for a protein of 286 amino acids. Gene Ontology annotation, molecular function: S-adenosylmethionine-dependent methyltransferase activity. Gene Ontology annotation, cellular component: chloroplast. The transcript is spliced from 6 exons.
UGGAGAAGGCAAAAGACCCGAUCAACCUUCAUGGACACUGAGAAAGGUGAAAGCUUGGAAAUUGAACUGUUGUCAUGCCCAGUGUGCUAUGAACCACUAAUUCGGAAAGGCCCAACUGGUCUCAACCUGCAAGCAAUAUACAGGUCGGUUUUUGAGUGCAAGAAAUGCCACAAGUCUUAUUCAAGCAAAGACAUUUACUUGGAUCUAACUGUUACUGCUGGCUUGAAGAAAUAUGUUGAAGCCAAACCAGCUGGGACUGAGUUCUUCAGGAGACCAUUUGUUUCCUACAUUUAUGAAAGAGGGUGGCGUCAGUAUUUUGGAGGCGGCUUCCCAGGUCCUGAUGAAGAGUUUAAAAUGGCUCAGGAAUACUUUAAACCUGCCAAAGGUGGUGUCUUAGUGGAUGUAAGCUGUGGGAGUGGUAUGUUUGCGAGGAAGUUCGCCAAAUCUGGGAUCUACUCUGGAGUUGUUGCACUCGAUUUUUCUGAGAGUAUGCUCCGUCAGUGUUUUGGUUUUGUGACAAGAGACCCUACUACUCUUUUAGCUGCGAAUCUUGCUCUUGUAAGGGCAGAUGUUUCGAGACUUCCAUUUGCAUCAGGUUCCGUUGAUGCUGUACACGCCGGCGCAGCAUUGCACUGCUGGCCCUCUCCUUCCAAUGCUGUUGCUGAAAUCACUCGUAUAUUAAGAAGUGGUGGGAUCUUUGUUGGAACCACUUUUCUGAGGUCUAGUCCUUCCACCCCUUGGAUAUUCAAGCCUUUCAGAGAGAGGAUUCAUCAAACUAACACAUAUUUAACGGAAGAAGAGCUUGAGGACUUGUGUACUUCCUGUGGUCUCACCAACUAUUCUAUUAAAGUGCAGCAAUCCUUCAUCAUGUUUUCUGUCCAGAAACCAUGAGUUAAGCAACUGUUCCGAUCAGAAAACAGAAUCGAAGACUAGGUUUGAGCCAUUUAACUACCAUUUGUUUGUACAUGAAUCAACAAAAACAGAAUCGCUUCUUGUUUUGUUAUGUAGUU